GCCGCUGGUUCCACAUUGUCAACGUGUUAGGCGGGGUUAUGUUACUUGGUUUAGAUAAUUUAAAUAAUCAGUAUUUUCUAGUUCAUAUCAGUAAUAAUUGUAACUCCGAAAUACCUGGGUCUGAAUUACGACCGGUGCGGCCAAGAAUCAAUUCACCGAACUAAGCUUGAACAUGGUAUUCAACGUUUGCCACAAGACUUGGCACAGAAUUCGAUUCGUCGUCAACUAUCAUCGGCGAGAAGAAUGCAAGCUUGGAAUUGUCAACAGAUCUAUGCAGGCCGCCGGAGUACUGGCAGGAAUGUUUUCAAUUUUUAGUCCUUCGAAGGAUUCGUUGGAUGGUCUAGAAAUUGAAAAGUUUAUGACUGAACCAGUCAGUAAUAUGGAGAAGCUAGAGAAGCAUCGUACAAAUAUGCAGGCUAGGAUGGAGCUUCUAAUAAUGAAAAUCCAGGCAGAUUUUUGCCGGGCUUUAGAGGCGGAAGAACAGGAUGGAUCCAAGUUCAGAAUUGAUCGUUGGUUAAGAAAAGAAGGAGGUGGAGGUGUAUCGUGUAUCCUGGAGGAUGGGCAGGUCUUUGAAAAGGCUGGAGUUAAUAUUUCAGUCGUCCAUGGAAGCCUGCCGACCGAAGCUAUCAAACAAAUGAGAGCAAGAGGAAAGAAGCUCUCUGAGGGAGGUCCUCUUCCAUUCUUUGCUACUGGAAUUAGCGCCGUUAUUCAUCCACGGAAUCCUUAUGUUCCAACAAUUCACUUCAACUACCGAUACUUCGAAGUGACAAAUACUGAUGGAUCAGUUGAAUGGUGGUUUGGUGGUGGAACUGACCUCACACCAUACUAUCUAAACGAGUCUGAUGCCGUCCACUUUCACAAGGAGCUCAAGACAGCCUGUGACGUGAACAACAAGUCAUAUUAUCCAAAGUUUAAGAAGUGGUGUGACGAUUACUUCUUUAUACCUCAUCGCGGCGAGAGGCGAGGUAUCGGGGGAAUAUUUUUCGAUGAUCUCGAUGAGCCAAAUCAGGAGGAGGCAUUUCAGUUCGCGAACUCGUGUGCGGAAGCUGUUAUUCCAUCGUAUAUACCUCUGGUUCAGAAGCAUAAAAAUGACGGGUAUGGAUAUUCUGAACGCCAGUGGCAGCUUUUGAGAAGGGGUAGGUACGUUGAAUUCAACCUGGUAUAUGACAGAGGAACUAAAUUUGGGCUGCUCACUCCUGGUGCUCGAAUAGAGAGCAUACUUAUGUCAUUACCCCUAACUGCGAAAUGGCAAUACAUGCACAAGCCAGAACCAGGCUCAGAAGAAGACAAACUUAUGAGCGUUCUGAGAGAACCGAAGGACUGGUUAAAGAUUGAAGCGUAACAGACAUUGAGAGUAACAAAUAUUGUUCAGCAAGAAGAUAAUUUAUUAUACUUCAUUAUAGGAUAUUGUAUUGUUAUUUAUAGGUAUGAAAAAUAUCUAUGGGCGUAUUGUAUGGGUAUUUUGUUGUCUGAAAGGUGUAACAUACAGUCAUUCCUGUCGAUUUGACGGUUUUCGACUGUGAUAGAAAACAUAUUGAUACUUAUGAUAAGACAAGAAAAACAUGAUGGUUUUUCUUUUCACAAAAGAGAAAUUUUUACGUGUAUUAUUAUUCUUAUCAUUAUUGAUAGAAGUAGCGACUAUUGUCCGCAAGUACAUAAUAUGAUGCAUGAUUGAAAACAUUUAUUUCAAUAUAUAUUCUUCUACAUA
This is a messenger RNA of Neodiprion virginianus, 1708 nucleotides long. It is a transcript of the gene Coprox, whose product is annotated as oxygen-dependent coproporphyrinogen-III oxidase. Gene Ontology annotation, cellular component: cytoplasm; mitochondrial intermembrane space. NCBI's taxonomy places the organism in Eukaryota, Metazoa, Arthropoda, Insecta, Hymenoptera, Diprionidae. The transcript has 7 exons. Gene Ontology annotation, molecular function: coproporphyrinogen oxidase activity. Bases 173 to 1342 code for a protein of 389 amino acids. The record is from RefSeq and is a predicted model, not a curated record.